Messenger RNA from Dentiscutata erythropus, 1307 nucleotides. The record is from the annotation of a GenBank genome assembly. NCBI's taxonomy places the organism in Eukaryota, Fungi, Glomeromycota, Glomeromycetes, Diversisporales, Gigasporaceae.
AUGGAGAUACCAGGGUUUUACUAUGACCAGGAGCGUGACAGAUACUUUAAAAUAAUACCAGGGCACCAUUUUGGUCAUGUACGUAGCGCUAACACAAGUGGCACGAAACAGCCUGAAAAGAAUGUAAGCACGUCAACAAAACCAAGAAUUCCAACUUGCAAUUCGCUUCUCAACGAUCGCGAACUUAAUCCAUUUAAAACAAUUCAUCGACUUCAUAAUGAAUGGAGAGAGAUUUUUGUAAAGUCUUUACGCUAUGUCGGUACUAUUCAACAAACAAUUCCUUUUUCAUUGUCGCAUCACAUUACAGAUUUCCAGCUUCACCCAACAAGCAAUGAGUUAUAUAUUGGCAAUACUGAUGGAAUGGUCGGCUUGUUAAAGUUUCAGGCUUCUUCGAAAGCUUGUUCUGAAAUUUUUAGCAAGCCAUUUGCUUAUUGUAACUCAGAGAUAACGUCAAUAAGAAUUAUUGGUGAAAAUUUAAUCAUUUACACUUCACUUGGUAAUCAUCUUUGCCCUGGCAUAUUGCGCAUUGAACAUUUACCUGAAGUAACUGAUUUUGACAUAGUUCACGAAGCAAGUGCAUACAACUAUCAAACCAGGUCAACGGUUUGGACGUCAACUUCUUCACAAGUUGAUGAAUGGAUAGCGUUAGGUGCAACAAAAUAUAUCUCGGUUUUAUCUAAUUAUUCUGUUCCGGGUGCUCGAUUCACAAAUAUUAAAACCAAUAGUGACGUUUUUGCUUUGGAUAACGAUCGAUAUCUGCCUUCAGCUAUUUUUGCAGGAUGUCGAGACGGUCGACUGCUCCUUUUUGAUAUCCGGUGUAAUCCUAAAAAAUCUUCACCACAUGGUGAUGGCCCAAUGAUUAAACAGUCAUCUCCAAUAUGCAAUCUAAAACAAGUGAGUGGUUGGUAUGUUCUAAGUGAUGGAAUGGAUGGCUCGCUUUCUUUAUGGGAUAUUCGGAAUCAACGAAGGAAUCAAAAUAUGGGGGAGUCUACUUUACCUGUAUUAAAAUAUUUUGGACAUGUUAACAGUACUAAGCGUCGAACCGGAUUUGCCGUGAAUUCGUAUAACUCAAUCGUUGCUAUUGCCGGUCAAGAUAAUCUUGUCCGAUUUUUUUCUAUCAACACUGGAGACGUUGUACGCAUGCCAAUUGGUCCAUUCGAAGAUAGGGUUUCAACGAUUCAAUUUUGUGAACGUGAUGAACAACCAAAUUAUGAAUUUCUUCAGGAUGGAAAUAGUGAAAAACAGUAUAAUAAAGGUGAAGGUAUUUGGAUUUCGAUCGGUAAAGAAUUACAAUGGUGGAGUGUUCC